AUGAAUACGGCACGGGCAAUUGCAAAGAAACAGAGGAAACCGGUCGGCCCCUUUGAGUCAACCCGAGCCUUGAGGGAAUCCUACAUGGGUCCACUCGAAGGUUUGCAUUUUCAAGUGGCCAUUGAAAAGUACGGGCCCAACUUCGAAACAAUGGGCGAAAGUGACGGCGAUUUGGUGGCUCGUGUAUAUCAGCUGUGGGACCAGACAUGCAAAAAGGCCGUAGCCGAGAAGCACUCAAAUAUUCUCUUUUGCACUCAUGGUGGCGUGGUAGGAGCCUUUAUCAGGCACUUGUACAAUGUUAGAGGCUACAAGUUGGCGGACGGGAUUGCACCCGAAGAUCUCCGUGUCCCUUUCAAUACUUCGGUAACUAUAGUAGACCUAGACAAAAUCUCAGGCGAAGGAGUUGUCCGGGUAUUUGGUCUGACAGAACAUUUAAGUGGUGAUUCUGUCGUGGCCUGA
Molecule: messenger RNA, 459 nt
Organism: Clavispora lusitaniae ATCC 42720
Lineage: Eukaryota; Fungi; Ascomycota; Pichiomycetes; Serinales; Metschnikowiaceae
Source: RefSeq, a predicted model, not a curated record